Molecule: messenger RNA, 1807 nt
Organism: Penaeus monodon (black tiger shrimp)
Lineage: Eukaryota; Metazoa; Arthropoda; Malacostraca; Decapoda; Penaeidae
Source: RefSeq, a predicted model, not a curated record
UCCUUCGCUCCACCUCUUCGCGGCUUCCGAAAAUGGCCGCCAUAGGGAACGUUCGCUGCCUCAAGUGAGCGACAUCGCGUGCGAAUAUGUGUGAUUCAGAUACGUUUUUCUUCAUCACCAGAACAAACCAUGAAGUGCAAGGUGACAAGCUCGGUCAGCCAUGCUAAGCCAAACAAAAAUGAAGCCAAUAUGCUGCGUAGAUCCUCUAGACGAGCAACCAUUGAGAGAAGAGUUUGGGCUGUUCCAAAGAAGCCCAGCAAACCUGGCACAAGUGCCAAAGGAAAGUGUGCUCCAAAGAGUGACAAGAAAGGUAGAAAGUUAAGAAUGUGAGCAAGGGUCACCCUCAGCAAAACAUCAAGAGAGUGCAUAGUGCCACAGAGGAAUCUGGAAAUUCCAGGAGAAAGAUUAAGAAAACAGAGGGCACAAAAGAUGUUGGAACUGAUGGAAGUGGCACAAGUGAAGUGCCUUCAGAACCUGUAAGUAAAAGAGGAAAGAAGUUAAGUGGAGACCACAGUGAGAAGAACCUUGAAAGUGAUGAUGGGGCAGACUUUCGCUCCCAGAAAAGAUGGGGUUAUACAGAAAGUAGCUUGGAUGGUCAAAGUGUAGACACAACACGAAACACCAGGUCUGAAGGGAAAUUGAAUACCUCUAGAAGGACAGAGUGGUGUGGGGGUACUUCGUCAGAGAGUACUAGAGGGAAUAGUUUAGAUGCUCUGUGUUAUGCUGUUGAGAAAUAUGGUGGGCGAGAUGUGGAGGAAACAUUGUUAACAGAUGAUGUUUGUCUUCACAAAGUUGUCAUUGAAGAAGUAGUAACUGACUACAGGAUAUCCGAAUCAAACUGUGAUGUUAAAGAUUUGGAUGUUGAACACAAAGUCAGGGAGGAUAUUGGUCACAAAGAUGAGUACAGAGAUGCUGUGGAUAUAUUAGACCAUUUUCAAAGUAAAACAGGAGAAUGUAAUAAAGGAAAUAGUGAGAAGUUAUUAAUGAAAAAAGAUGAGAGUAUAGAUGUAGUGAAAGUUAAGUCCCCUGUUUUGGAGGUGAAGGAAAAUUCUUCAGAUGGGGCAAGUAUAGAAAGCAUAUUUGGUGAAGGGGUGCAUGAAGUGAAAGACACGCUUGUUAAAGAUGAGCUGAAUGAAGGGGAGAGUUAUGCAUCAGCCCAAGAUGGGUUUGAGUAAUGUGAAGGACCUUAGUUGCAUUGAGGAUAGGUUACAAAGACAAGAAAAGCCUUGUAUUGUUAGAGAUAAAUUGCAAGAAGGGAGAAGCAGUACUGUUAAAGAUGUGAAAAGUGAAGGGAAGAACUUGUGCUCUUCAAUAGAUGAACUUUGUGAAGAUCAUUCUUGUGAUGACAAACUGGAUGAAAGCAUUUCGAGAGUUAAGGAAUUGGCAAAGGAUCAGUGUGCUUCUGUAAAAGUGAAAUUAGGGAAGCAUGGGAAAGAAGCAAAGGAAAAACAGAGUGAAAACACAUGCAAUAUUGAUGUUAAUGAAGAAAAGAAGAGAAUAAAAGAUGGCACUGAUAGUGAAAACACAGAGGAGCAAGAGAGUGACAGUGGUGUGGAAGAUAAGACUGCAUCCAACAUUCCCUUCAAAAAUGAAGGUAUGGUGGUGGUUCCAGCAAACACAGAGACUGCAGCAGGGGAAGAUUCUGAAGAAGAUCAUGUAUCGCUGGCUCUGGCUCUGGCACAGCUGGUCAAUUCAGAAUGUGGGGGAGAAGUUGAAGGUGCUGAGACUGUCACCAUACAUUCUGCCUCAUCUGUAGAUCACUUAGAAGAUGAAGCUGGAGUUGUUACCCUUGGAUGUAAAGCAGAAG